Tupaia belangeri chinensis (Chinese tree shrew) is the source of this 1299-nucleotide messenger RNA. RefSeq names its product olfactory receptor 13A1. The record is from RefSeq and is a predicted model, not a curated record. Lineage: Eukaryota; Metazoa; Chordata; Mammalia; Scandentia; Tupaiidae. Gene Ontology annotation, cellular component: membrane. The transcript is spliced from 3 exons. Gene Ontology annotation, biological process: G protein-coupled receptor signaling pathway. Gene Ontology annotation, molecular function: olfactory receptor activity; G protein-coupled receptor activity. Bases 1 to 1299 code for a protein of 432 amino acids.
AUGGCAGCAAACAACCACACAGCUGUCACCGAGUUUAUCCUGCAGGGUUUCUCUGAAGACCCUCAGCUCCAGGCCUUCUUUUGGGCCUUUUUCUUCCUUCUUUACCUAAUGGCUCUUGCAGGAAACAUUCUCAUUGUCACAGCCAUCAGCUUGAACCCAGGCCUUCAUACCCCAAUGUACUUUUUUCUCACCAACUUGGCCCUUUUAGACAUUGUCUGCACAUCUACUGUUCUCCCCAAACUGUUGGAGGGUCUGGCGGUCAAAGGUAGCACCAUCUCCUACCAGGGCUGUAUGACUCAGCUCUUCUUCCUGACAUGGUGUCUGGGGGCUGAACUGCUGCUGCUCACAGUCAUGGCCUAUGACCGCUAUGUGGCCAUUUGUCGGCCAUUGCACUACAGCACGUGGAUGAGUCGCCCUUUGUGCAUCCUGCUAGCAGGCAGCGUGUGGGUGGUCAGUGCUGUAAGUACAUCUGUGCACACGGGGCUGAUGGCACAGCUUAGUUUCUGUGGCCCGCGUCAUGUCAGUCACUUUCUAUGUGAAGUCCCCACUCUGCUGCUGUUGUCCUGUAGCCCAACAACUCUGAACAACAUCAUGAUAGUCAUUGCAGACAUUUAUUUUGGAGUGGUCAACUUCCUCCUGACCAUGGCAUCCUAUGGCUGCAUCAUCACCAGCAUCCUGCGCAUUCGCUCAGCAGAGGGCAAGCGACGGGCCUUCUCCACCUGCUCUUCCCACCUGCUGGUGGUCUGCAUGUACUACUCCACGGUCAUCUAUACCUACAUCCUCCCAGGCUCGGGCUCCUCCUUGGAAAAUGGCAAAGUGGUGGCAGUGCUAUACACGGCAAUCAGCCCCACCCUGAACCCCCUCAUCUACUCUCUGCGGAACAAAGACGUCAAAGUAGCCCUCAGAAAAGUGUUUCUGUGUGUUUGUUGCUGUCUCCAAACAUCCUCAAAUCAUAUUGAUUUAAUAUCAACACCUGUCAGGCCCUAUAGAUUUCCUCCAGGGAGAUCAGUUGGCUUGGUUUACAGCGCGCUCCCCGUGCACGUUACCUCCUUGGACAGGGAGGAUGAUGUGUAUCAAAAGCACGCAGGACACACGAUACUCCAGGUUCCAAUAGGUGGAGAAGAGCGAAUGGCAGAAUUUCCCCCUCUGGUUGCUGAAGACAUUAAGCUAAAAGAAGGCCUUGGGGACUAUGAAGCCGUGGCCGGCAUCAAAUUUUCCUCAGCAAGUUGGGUUGCGGUGACACCUCGUUUCAAGGACAGACUGCGGGGCGAGGCCACACACCUCAGGGAACGGUGCUGA